This is a messenger RNA of Frankliniella occidentalis (western flower thrips), 4463 nucleotides long. RefSeq names its product influenza virus NS1A-binding protein homolog. Lineage: Eukaryota; Metazoa; Arthropoda; Insecta; Thysanoptera; Thripidae. The record is from RefSeq and is a predicted model, not a curated record. Gene Ontology annotation, molecular function: protein binding. Bases 400 to 2646 code for a protein of 748 amino acids. The transcript has 14 exons.
CAGGGUAGCUUCUUUGAGCUUUGGAUGGAAUCGGUUAUCUGUUUUCGUCCAGUUUUCAAUGGUUACGUUGCUGACAUAGUUCAUUUUGAUCUUCGCGCGGCCGUUCCGCCGGCCAAGCGAACGGAACGCGAACGCGAGCUGCACAAGCUGAAACUUGUCCGCAGACAUUUGCGAAGUGCAAAGCGUGCCGGUGAUGAAAUGAGCCAGUAUUGAAAGGUUUUGCCGUCUGCAUGUUGUUUGCAAAUUCGACACGCUCUAAGUACUUUACUUGUCAUGACAUCUUUUCUAAGCUAGGAGUCUGACGAAGUUCUCACUUCUCGCUGGUUGUUUCGUGGAGUAGAACGCUUAGCGUUGUGACAUCCUGAUCUCAAAGACCGUCUGUACUGAUCCUUCUUCAAAAUGCGCACUCAGACAGAACUUCCACCAGCAAUUACCUCCAACGGGAAGCCACCCACUAUGGUUGGUGGUGUCCUCGGAGAAGAUGAAGAGGCCCAGGAUGCUCCUGGACCUCUUAUCUUCGAUGAUACUGACCAUCAUUGCCGCACUCUUCAGGCAUUAAAUAUGAUGCGCAAGAACAGACAUUUCUGUGAUGUUAUUCUCCAUGUUGGUAACGCAGAGCUGCACGCCCACCGAGCUGUACUUGCAAGUGCCAGCUCAUACUUAUUUGAAAUGUUUUCCUCUGAAGAAGAAGCCAAAGGCAAUGCUCGGGAAACUGUCAUAACAUACAAGCUCAAUGGUGGCUUUGAAAGAUCUGCUAUUGAGAAACUUAUUGACUAUGCAUACACAGCCAAAUUGUCUGCUGAGCCAAGGCAAGUGAAAGCAAUAUACCUGGCUGCAUCUCAUUUGAAAAUGGAACCAGUAGUCCAGGAAUGCGCACGCCACCUCAUGGAAAAUUUAACUGUUGAAUCUUGUAUUGAUACUCGAUCCCUGCCUGGUAUCACCCGUCAUAAAUCUCUGGUAUCUCGGGUUGACUCCUUUAUCGAAGAAAAGUUUGAAGCUGUAAGGCAAACAGCUCCAUUUUUGGCUUUGACCUGUCUUCGCAUUGAACUGAUCAGGCAAACUCGUCAAGAAAUGACCCUUGAUGGCGGUGAUUCUGUGUGCCAAUUGGUACUUGAAUGGAUAAGGAAGCAAUGUGAAACUGGUACCUCAGACCUUGAUGAUUUAGCAGAAAAGGACCACAUGCUAUACCUAGCAUUUGAUAACUCACUUCAGGACUGCUCUGAUCUCCCCAGUGGUGACAGCAAUGAUACAGAAAUGGUGCAGGACUACAAGAAAAUGAGCAAAAAGAUUACAGCUUCCAAGAAUACUCGACGCAAAGCACCCCUACAACCUGCUAAACCAAGGGUUCUAUUUUUGGCUCGUGAUAUUGGUGAACAACCUGAAAUUGAUGAGAAAUUCGAAAGCAUUCUUAUUGCAUCCUGCAAAGUAUCUGAGUCCGCAUUCCAAGCUCUCAUUGCAUUUGGCUCACGCUUAGUGUCCAUGUCAGUAACUUUGCGUCUUAAUCAGCCAACUGCUACCACACCAUCUCCUAUUGCAACUACACCUGUCUCCAACAGUCGUGCCGAAAGUCAAGAGAAGGAGCAACAGCCUGACAUUCUCUGUGUCAUGGCCCACAUGAGUUCUGUCAAAUGCUCAAGUGGGUGUGCUAAUUUAAAUGAGCAGUUACUGGUUUGUGGCGGAUAUGACAGAGUUGAAUGUUUGAAGAGUGUCGAGUCCUAUGACCCUGAAUGGAACAUCUGGGCUACAGUUGCACCAAUGCGAGAAGCACGAGGACGCUUCAAUAUUGCCGUGGUCCGGGGUGAAGUGUAUGCUGUUGGAGGCAGUAAUGGUACUACUGAACUUGACACAGUUGAGAAGUACAGUCAAGAAACGCAGAAGUGGACUAAGGUGGCAUCCCUACCACUAGCACGGUCCCACACAGGUGUGUGCAAUCUUGGAGACAAAAUCUACUGCAUCGGUGGAUGGAACGGACAAGUUGGAAUUCGGCAGUGCGACGUUCUUGAUCCAGAUAUUGGCAAGUGGAUAAGCAUGGCAGCUCUUCAAACAGGUCGCUACCAAGCUGGAGUAUGCGCCAUGAAUGGUCAAGUAUUUGCUGUUGGUGGGUGUGAUGCAUGGAACUGCCUCAAUUCAGUUGAAAUUUACGAUCCUGAAACUGAUGAAUGGAGUUUUACCAGUGAGAUGAUAACAGCACGUCGUGGAUGUGGUGUUGCCCAUUUCAAAGGAAAGUUAUAUGUGGUUGGUGGUUCAGAUGGAACACAUGCUCUGAGCAGUACAGAAAUUUACGAUCCAGAAACAAAAACCUGGACACCUGGUCCAAACAUGACAACUCCCAGAGCAAAUGUGGGAGUAGCUGUGAUUGGCAGUCGCCUUUAUGCUGUAGGCGGUUUUUCAGGUAAAGCAUUCCUGAACAGCAUUGAGUACCUUGAUGAAAAGACUGAUGAGUGGACUACAUUCAUGCCCAAGGGAUCGUCUACUUCCUCUUCCCCAUUUUCUUCAUCCCCAACACCUAAUGGAAAAUCAUCACUGUCACAUCAAUUCAACUUUGACGGCAGAGCUAAUGGAGUGAAUGGGCAAGAUUCCACUCCGAAAAUUUCGGAAGCAGAAGCACAAAAUGGCAGCAAUGGUGUUCAUGAAGAGGAGAAGUGAGAUGAGAAUGAAAAUAAGUAGGCUGUGUAAAAUGAGAGAUUUAUUUUAUAAGCAAGGAUUGAAUUUGACUCACAACAGUGCUAUGCUUUGUCAUGAAGUAGAACCUCUCAACUGCUUUGCGGAUUAGAAAUGACAUGUUUUUGAGCAAGUUCUAAGUUAAUAAAUCAAUACCUUGCAUCUUUAUUUUACAGUAUUUUUCCUGACAAUGUAUUGUAGUAUAAUCAGUAGCUCCAGUAAGUUAAUAAUAUUGGUGCAUUUAGUUUUGGAAAGUAAGGAAAGUGAAGUGUUUUCACUAUCUGUAGGAUGGAUUCACCCAAAAAUUUCAAUAAAUUUUAUGGUUUCUCUUGUAUAAUUUUGACAAAGCAUCACAGUGGGUUUUUUGUUUUUCCAUCGAGUUGCUUUCAUAUGUAAGUCAGCGACUUUCUCAUUAUACCCUCCAAUAUUCCUCUCCUUCCUUCCAAUUUUAUCAAUGUCAUUUGACUUUGGCUAUGACAUUUCUUUUUAUGAGUGCAAAACAAAACGUAACUGUCCUGUGAUUUACUUCCGACUCAAUGUCUCUUGUUUCAUCUCUGCCAUAUCUCCUGAAGUCUGAGUUGUCUCUUUUGUUCCUUUGAGGCUUUUUACAAUUUAUAUUUCUAAUUAUUGAUUGAUAAUUGAUUUUGAUGGUUUUGAAAAAAAUGUUCUUGUUUACUGUAAAGUCUUAUUAUUUCAUCUGUUAAUUCUUAACUGGCUCGUGCUUAAGUUCCUAUUCAAUAUUCUUAUCAGUUUACUGUUCCCUUUUAUGUUCAUUUUAAAGACCCUCUUAUUUAUUUUGUUUUCUCUCUAUUCCCUCCCCUUAUUAUUCUGACCAUGUUCUGUAAUUAUAAGAAUCUUUCUUUGAUACUCUUUAUAUUCAUACUUUAAAAUGUUUCUUAUUUAGUUUACUCUAAGAACUGAAGCAUGAAAAUUAUCCGGUACGUGUGUUUUCAAACUGGGAUAAUAAUUUUAUGGAGAUCAAUCUUGUCCCUUGUUGUAAUUAAAUGAUCUAAGGUAAACUAUGAGUAAUGCAUGUUUCUAGCUUAUAGAGUUAGGUACUCAGUAGGCAAUAGAUGACAGAUAUGGUUACAUUAAACUUCUGUCGAAAAAACAACCCUGAAGGAACUUACCUGUGUUCCAAUGUUCUCUAACAGAAGUCAAACAUUGUUAUAAUUUUGUUGUCUGAUCUACUCCUCAUUUUCAGUCACACACUUCAUUUCAUAUCCUGUUAACAGUCGCGCUCUAGAUAUUUUGAAAUAGUUGUAUACUUCUACUGUAGUGAAAAUUUGUAGACUCUGUAUUUUUCUUCAAGGCUAGGCAUUGUAGAAUAGUGUUCUCAAUUUGCCGGCAACACCGUAGCUAAAUAUGGGUUAUCAGUUAAGAAGAUCAGACAUCAAACAACUAGACCAUAUUCAUGCUGUACUUGGUAGCUACGUAACAUGUCUAUUUUACUUUAAUUUUAGAGUACUGUUUACAAUAGAAGACUAUCGGAUUGAAAAACUAAUUCCAUCAGAGAAUAAAAAUUUGGAACCACAGUCAAACAUUUCAGGUAAAAUCUAAUUAAGUACAAAUAAUAGUCUAAAGUAAAGUGUAACGAUUGGAUGGUGUGUGGCUGGCCCAUUGCCUCAUUUGUGGUGAUUAAUUUCUGAUAUUGUUGUAUGGCAUUCAAAACUUGUGCUAUUUUUUUAUGUUGAAUCCUGAACAUUCAAGUUAACUUUUGUUAACACCAGGUAUUUGUAUCAACUAAAUUGCAAAGCAUAAUAAAUGUAAAGCUGGACAAGGCAUAAAACAAAUCAACUUCA